AUGGCUGCUGCUCAGGGAUAUCCUCUUCUGUGCUUGGAGAACCCUCUUCUGGAUAUCCAAGCCGUCGGUGAUGCCGCUCUUCUGGAAAAGUACGGUCUGAAGGACAACGAUGCCAUCCUUGCGGAGGAUAAGCACAUGGGACUCUACGAUGAGCUCCUUAGCCGUGAUGCCAAGCUGAUUGCUGGUGGUGCUGCCCAGAACACCGCCCGUGGUGCCCAGUACAUUCUCCCCGAGAACUCUGUCAUGUACAUUGGCUGUGUCGGUAAAGACAAGUACGCGGAUAUCCUCAAGGAUGCCUGCAACAAAGCUGGUGUCCAUACUGAGUACCGUGUGGACGAUGUCCAGCCCACCGGCAAGUGCGGCGUCAUUAUCACUGGUCACAACCGCAGCAUGUGCACUCACCUCGCUGCGGCAAACGAGUACAAGGUCGACCACUUGAAGCAGCCUCACGUCUGGUCUCUUGUCGAGAAGGCUCAGUACUACUAUGUCGGUGGAUACCACCUGACAGUCAGCGUUCCUGCCAUUCUGGCCCUGGCUGAGGAGGCUGCUGCCAAGAACAAGGUCUUCAUGCUUUCUCUUUCUGCCCCCUUCAUUCCUCAGUUCUUCAAGGACCAGCUUGACAGCGUCCUGCCCUACACCGACUACACUUUCUGCAACGAGACAGAGGCUCGCGCCUACUCCGAGAGCCACGAAUGGGGUACGGAUGAUGUCGUCGAAAUUGCCAAGAAGCUCGCUCAGCUUCCCAAGAAGAACACCAGCCGUCCCAGAGUUGCUAUUGUCACCCAAGGCACUCUGCCCACGGUUACUGCUACCGUCAAGCCGGACGGCGAGGUUGAGAUCAAGGAGUUCCCUGUGCACGAGAUCCCCAAGAGCAGCAUCAACGACACCAACGGCGCUGGUGAUGCGUUCGCUGGUGGCUUCUGCGCCGGUGUUGUUCUGAACAAGUCUCUUGAGGAGAGCAUGGAUAUGGGCCAGUGGCUCGCCAGCCUGAGCAUUCAGGAGCUGGGACCUUCUUUCCCCUUCCCCAAGAAGACCUACACCCCCAACCGCUCAUAG
Messenger RNA from Aspergillus thermomutatus, 1056 nucleotides. Its product is annotated as adenosine kinase. Lineage: Eukaryota; Fungi; Ascomycota; Eurotiomycetes; Eurotiales; Aspergillaceae. The transcript is spliced from 7 exons. Gene Ontology annotation, molecular function: adenosine kinase activity. Gene Ontology annotation, biological process: purine ribonucleoside salvage. The record is from RefSeq and is a predicted model, not a curated record. Gene Ontology annotation, cellular component: cytosol; nucleus. Bases 1 to 1056 code for a protein of 351 amino acids.